CCACCUUCACACAAGCUGAGUUAUCGCGAUAGGCCUACUACAUACGAUACGGGAUCUCAAGGACGGUCGCUGUAACGGUCCCCCGCAACAGGCUUGCACUUGCCGCUUCUUUUGGUAGCGAAGCGCGUGAUCUGGUCAUUUCACGACAUCCUUCUUCUUAGCCUUGCUGGCGUCUCACAGCGGAAGCGCAAGAGAAAAGAUGGCGGGCGACUUUGCUGCUUUCGAGGCGAAGAUGAAGGCCGCGAACCUUUCGCAAGCCGCGAUAGCGGCCUUCAAGAAGAACUACGACCAGCUGGUGGCUGGUGUGACCGGCAUGGUGGCGGAGGCCGACAUCUCCAGCGCCGACGGGCUGCCGUACCUCACCUCCCUGCCGCACGUGUCUCCCGCGGAUGCCAAGUCGCUGCUGUCCGCCACGGCUGUGCUCAAGCUGAACGGCGGGCUGGGCACCAGUAUGGGUCUGGAGAAGGCCAAGAGCCUGCUGGUGGUCAAGGACGGCAAGACCUUCCUGGACCUCAUCUGCGAGCAGGUGAAGCACAUGCGCGCCACGUACGGCAGCCAGGUGGUGUUCACGCUCAUGAACAGCUUCAGCACCAGCGACGACACUCGCGCCUUCCUGGCGGCGGCACACCCAGACCUGCUGCAGGAGCCCCUGAUUGAGCUGCUUCAGAACAAGAGCCCCAAGGUGGACGCCGCCAGCCUCAGCCCCGCCAGCUACCCCGCGCAGCCCGACAUGGAGUGGUGCCCCCCCGGCCACGGCGACAUCUACCCCUCAUUGCUGGGCAGUGGCAUGCUGGACGCGCUGGCCGGGCAGGGCAUCAAGUACCUGUUUGUGUCCAACUCGGACAACCUGGGCGCCACGCUGGAUCUGGACCUGUUGCACUACUUCGCCACCAGCAACAAGGCCUUCCUCAUGGAGGUUUGCGAGCGCACCGCUGCGGACAAGAAGGGCGGCCACCUGUGUGUGCGCAAGGCCGACGGGCGGCUGAUGCUGCGUGAGAGCGCCAUGUGCCCCGACGCCGACAAAAAGGCGUUCGAGGACAUCGCCAAGCACAAGUACUUCAACACCAACAACCUGUGGGUGUCGCUGGAGGCGCUGGCGGCCACCCUUAAGUCCUCGGGCGGCGCCUUGGACCUGCCGCUCAUCAAGAACAAGAAGACCGUCAACCCGCGCGACGCCGCCAGCCCGCCCGUGUUCCAGCUGGAGACGGCCAUGGGGUCCGCCAUCGAGUGCUUCGACAGCGCGGGCGCCAUCGUGGUCCCGCGCUCCCGCUUCGCGCCCGUCAAGACCUGCUCGGACCUGUUCGUGCUGCGCAGCGACGCCUACGUCAUUGCCGAGGACUCCACCGUGGCAGUGGCGCCCGCGCUCAAGGGCGCCAUCCCGCUGGUGAAGCUGGACGAUGGCCACUACAAGCUGGUGGACCAAAUGGAGGCGCUGGCCCCCGCCGUGCCCAGCCUGCUGCACGCCAGCUCGCUCACCGUCAAGGGAGCUGUCAAGUUCUCGCCAGGUGUGGUGCUCAAGGGCGAAGUGACGCUGGAGGCGGAGGGCUCGGGUCCGGCUGUGCUGACCGCGGGCGAGUACAGCGGUGCGGUCAAGCUGGGCGAGCCAGCCAAGGUGGCGGCGUGAGGAGAAGGUGGAGGCGGCGUGAAAAGGAGGUGGCUGAAUCUAGCAGCGGUAGCAGCAGAAGCAGAAGCAGUGGCAGGAUCAACAGAAAGCUGAGGCCGAGGAGCAGUGGCAGUGGCAGUGGUCUCAGCGGCAAGGCUGGAAGGUGUGGACUCCUUGCUGGCAGGCGGGUUGCCGUAGCGGGACUACCGUUUGUACGGCUGCAGCGGCUGCCGCACUGCGAUGAGGUGUGGUGUGGACGCCGUCAGCAUCCGUGUCUAAUGCGGUGCGGCAAGUACGGCGUUAGGGGCGGUGGAGGUGGAGGUAGUGAGGGAGGGACAGCAGCUGGAUGGUGCGAGCCCAGCAAGGGAGGGUCGCCGCGGCAGCACCCGGUAGCACCGCAUCGCAAUGCGAGACGUGCACCAGGGUUCCAGGCUCUGCGGCAGACGCGGGUGACCGGGCGGCUGACUCGGAUUAGUGGGCGGCCACUCAAAGCCGCGGGCGAGGGGGUCAGGAAUAGUCGGCGGUUGACCUGGAUUAGCCGGCGGCCCACCCAGAUUAGCCCCGGGCCCACUCGCGGUGAGGCCCGCAACCCCUCCCGAGCGGGUUAACCACACCCAGGUUAGCCUCCUCCUAACUUCAGGUCCUGGUGGAGGCGGCGUGUCAUCGCUCUGGCGGGACUGCGGGCAGUCGGAUGAGGCGUGGCAUGCAUCUAUUUGCCCGCGUGCGAGUCAUUUAUCAAAAAGCCAAGCGAUGUAUUGCCUUCUGUAGUGCUGCUCACUCACUGUGUAAAACAGCAAGGAC
Chlamydomonas reinhardtii is the source of this 2404-nucleotide messenger RNA. RefSeq lists its product as uncharacterized. Gene Ontology annotation, molecular function: UTP:glucose-1-phosphate uridylyltransferase activity. NCBI's taxonomy places the organism in Eukaryota, Viridiplantae, Chlorophyta, Chlorophyceae, Chlamydomonadales, Chlamydomonadaceae. Gene Ontology annotation, cellular component: cytoplasm. The transcript is spliced from 15 exons. Bases 200 to 1624 code for a protein of 474 amino acids. The record is from RefSeq and is a predicted model, not a curated record. Gene Ontology annotation, biological process: UDP-alpha-D-glucose metabolic process; glycogen metabolic process.